This is a messenger RNA of Erigeron canadensis, 1195 nucleotides long. RefSeq lists its product as uncharacterized. The coding region runs from base 129 to 956 and encodes 275 amino acids. NCBI's taxonomy places the organism in Eukaryota, Viridiplantae, Streptophyta, Magnoliopsida, Asterales, Asteraceae. The transcript has 3 exons. The record is from RefSeq and is a predicted model, not a curated record.
CUCUUCUUUCUCCUUCAUAAUAUUUCCCGGCGAUUUUUACACACACACGUAACAAACACAUACAUACACAAUAUACAUAUACAUAACAGAACAAUUUCACAUCCACGGUAAGAUCGGAGAGUUUUUUAAUGGUGUUUUUCGGUAACAAAAGAAUGGAAAACAGAGAAGAAGAAGAUAAUAACAUUGACAGAAUGAGACCGCCGUUGCACAAUUUCGAUUUACCGCGCUUAAAGUGGGGAAACCAGAAGCUUCUACGCUGCAUGAAUGUUGACGAUGUGUACGGCGAUCGGAAGCAAUCGCCGGAAAGUUAUGGUGUUGGCGGCGCCGGCGGUGGUGAUGGUUUUUAUGUGACAGGGACACGGCGGAGGGAAUCGGAGUUGAAUAGACGAUUUAGAUCGAGAGAUUAUAAGUUUUCCUCGCCGGAGAAAUUGAAUCCGGUCGCCGGAGUAACCGGUGACGGUGAGAUCGAAGCGACUAGAGAGAAACUGAUGUUCGAUUUCCAGACGGAGGUAGGUAAGAUGAAGGACGCUAUUCUUAAAGAACGUUUAGCGGUUUCGCCGCCGGAGACGGCGGUGGCGACGGGAGAUGGUUCACCGGCGGAAAAGGUGUGGAAUUUGAGGACUAGAAGAGCUGCGUGUAAGGCUCCGUUGAAUGAUGUCAACGGCGACGGUGAGAGUUUUAAACCUAAUUCUUCUUCUCCGGUGAGAAUCCGGCCGGCGGUUGAAUCUACGAGUGGUGAGAAAAGAGAAAGGGAGAAAUUUUCGUUUUUCCUAUCGCGGAGUGACGUGGAGGAUGAUUUUAUGGCGAUGGCUGGCCGGAGAUUGCCACGUAAGCCUAAGAAACGGCCACGGGCUGAACUAAGACGAUUGGAUACUCUGGUUCCCGGAAUAUAUCUGACAGAAAUCACUCCAGAACUUUACAAAGUUCCUGAUGAAGCCGAAACCAGAAAGAGGUAGAAUUGAAUGGUGACGACGAGCAAUGGAGAAGUAUGAUGACUAAUAAUAACUGGAUUAGGCGUUACCUUUUGACUCCUUUGAAGCACGAAAUUGAUUUGAAGGGUUCUUGAUAAGAUCUUGUGGUGUAAAUUUCAGUUGCGUGCUAAUUUUGAAUCUAAUGCUAGUUUACAGCAUGUUCAUAUAUGUGUUUCUUUUGCUGUAGUUUUUGAUGUUCAAUGGAAUAAAACUUGGCAUUUUAC